Plasmodium malariae is the source of this 354-nucleotide messenger RNA. Its product is annotated as conserved Plasmodium protein, unknown function. Bases 1 to 354 code for a protein of 117 amino acids. The transcript has 4 exons. Lineage: Eukaryota; Apicomplexa; Aconoidasida; Haemosporida; Plasmodiidae. The record is from RefSeq and is a predicted model, not a curated record.
AUGCCUAAAUUUAACUUUUUCCCUAAAGUAAAUUUUCUGGCAUAUAUAAAAAGAAUUAACAUAAAAUAUAAUCCUUGUGGUUCCUACAAUGAUAAUUGCCGAACAUUAAUUCAUCAUAUUGAAGCAGAGCAGAAAAAAGACAAAUUUCUUAAUUUAGAAUAUAAAUUAGAGCUAAUCGAUUAUAAUGAGGAGCCUCUGAUUGAAAUCGAAAUGCAAAACUCCAAAGUUUUCAAGUUUAAUCCAGAGAACUAUAACUUGUCAGAAAUUCAAAGAGUAAUCGAUGCUAACCAACAACAGCUACAUCAAAAUUUUAUGAAGACCAAUUUGCUGGAAAAUCACGAACGCUCUUUUUAA